AUGAACGUCCUCUUCAACUCAGCGUUGAAGCAAUCAACAGCGGUCCGUCGCGACCUGGAAGCAUUCGCACAAGCCCCAGCCACCGCGUCCCCGGCGCUCCAGGGACAGAUAUCGGCCACCCUGACGAGCCUGUCCCGCACGCUCGACGACUACCAGAACCUCUCACGAAACGAACUGAACCCCGAAAAGAAGGAAAAGGCCGCUGAACGAUUGAAGAACUUCCGAGCAGAUCUGGCCUCCUACCGCACCCAAUUCGAUCAACUGAAAAGAGAGCAUGAAGGAGCCGUCGCCGCGAACAACAGGAAUGAACUACUGGGAAGACGACCACAUCAUGCUGCCACGCCGGAAAACCCGUAUGCACAUGCGAGCAGUCAGUCUGCGUUCGCACCGGCACACCGCAACACGCAGGACGGACUGUCCUUUGGUGCUGGGUCCGAUAGCUACGAGCGUGAGGAACACGCACUGCGCGAGCAGAACUUCUUCAGUGCUGCCAACGCGCAACUAGAUGAAUUCUUGGAUCGGGGCAGAGCCGUGUUGGGCGAUCUGGGACAACAACGCGAGAUCCUCAAGGGCACGCAGCGGAGGCUCUACAGCGUUGCUAAUACCCUUGGUGUCAGUGGAGAUACUAUUCGCAUGGUUGAGAGGAGAGCUAUGCAGGAUAAAUGGAUCUUUUGGGGUGGCGUGGUCGGCUUCUUCGCGUUUUGUUUCUUGGUCAUCCACUACUUGAGAUGA
Molecule: messenger RNA, 732 nt
Organism: Capronia coronata CBS 617.96
Lineage: Eukaryota; Fungi; Ascomycota; Eurotiomycetes; Chaetothyriales; Herpotrichiellaceae
Product: isopenicillin-N N-acyltransferase
Exons: 2
Coding region: 1-732 (243 amino acids)
Biological process (GO): vesicle fusion; endoplasmic reticulum to Golgi vesicle-mediated transport
Cellular component (GO): ER to Golgi transport vesicle membrane; Golgi apparatus; SNARE complex
Molecular function (GO): SNARE binding; SNAP receptor activity
Source: RefSeq, a predicted model, not a curated record